This is a messenger RNA of Pyricularia oryzae 70-15, 1709 nucleotides long. RefSeq lists its product as uncharacterized. Gene Ontology annotation, cellular component: cytoplasm; nucleus; GID complex. Gene Ontology annotation, biological process: proteasome-mediated ubiquitin-dependent protein catabolic process. The coding region runs from base 152 to 1384 and encodes 410 amino acids. NCBI's taxonomy places the organism in Eukaryota, Fungi, Ascomycota, Sordariomycetes, Magnaporthales, Pyriculariaceae. Gene Ontology annotation, molecular function: protein binding; ubiquitin protein ligase activity. The record is from RefSeq and is a predicted model, not a curated record. The transcript has 3 exons.
GGGUACCUCUGUGACCUGACCUGCACCCUAAUAAUAACAUCCUUUCGUUUGGAGCUUCAUUAGAUGUUCGCCAACUCCCCUGCCUAAGCCUCUUUUCUGUCUUGCACUGCCCUACUGCUCCAAGGAGGUGUGCUCCAUUACAGUCAAGAAAAUGGCAGACCAUCAAACGACCAAAAUUGACAAAUCAAAUCAUCUUCUUCUGGAUCAAACUCUCCUGAGACUACCGUAUGAUCUUAUGCGCAAAAACUUUCGAAAUGCCCACUUUGUCGUCGAACACGAGUCCAAAGCCAUCACCAAACUGCUCAAGGACACGGCCACCGGCUCGCUGAAGGGCAAGCACUCGUCCGACGAUGUGCUAAAGAACAUAGAUGCCAUGCUGGCCAAGGCCAAGGGCAUCAAGCGGAAGCUGCAGGCAUGCUCCGACGAGGAGGCCCGACUGUACCGGCAGCUCGGCGCCCGUAUCAAGCACGUCGGCGAGGUGGUGUCGAUGGAGACGGUGGACGAUGUGAGAUACGAGCAGUGGUCCAGGACGCGCCUCGACCGGCUGAUCGUAGACUACAUGCUCCGCCACGGCUACAAUGAGAGCGCCUGUGCCCUGGCCGACGAUCGAGGCAUACGUGAUCUGGUCGACAUCGAUACGUUUAUUCACAUGAGCCGAAUCCAGGAAAGCUUGGCCAACAGGAGCGUGACGGAGGCCCUGGCGUGGUGUCAUGAGAACAAGAAGGAACUCAGGAAGAUUGAUAGCAAUUUCGAGUUCAUGCUACGGUUUCAACAAUACAUCGAGCUUGUACGCUCCCAGACGUUACCGAAAGUUCUCGAGGCCAUCACGCACGCGAGAAAGUACCUCAUCCCCUUCAAGGAGACCUACCCGCAUGAGGUCAACCAGGCGGCCGGCCUGCUGGCUUACCCGCCCGAGCAAACAAGCGACUCGUACAGCAAUCUUUGGGGCCAGGAGCGCUGGGAAAUGCUUAGCACUCUCUUCAUCGAGACGCAUCACCGCCUGCUCUCCCUCCCAUCGUUCCCACUUCUCCACAUCGCCCUGUCGUCCGGGCUAUCGGCGCUCAAGACACCCGCCUGCCACACGGCUGGCGCCCGUGACUUGGCUGACACUCCCAACUCGGCCCCGGGAAACUCUUUGGACUCGUCGAUGUGCCCCAUCUGCUCGGCGGAGCUCAACGAGCUGGCCGAGAACGUGCCCUACGCUCACCACAGCAAGAGCCACGUCGAACACGACCUCGUGCUCCUGCCCAACGACAGGGUGUACGGAAAGGCGCGACUCGAAGAAUAUGCCAGAAAGUCGGGCCUGCCCCAUAACUGCGUGAAGGACCUCCGUACCGGUGAGAUCUACCCUGCUUCUAGGAUGAAAAAGGUAUUUAUCACGUGAGGUGCCCACGAAAGACUGGGUUCUGCGAUGUGUAUUUUUUUAUGUCCGGCUUGGCUUGCAUAUCUAUGCUUUGGUAUCCUUGCAAUGGCUUCAUGUUAUAAAGGAGUACCGGUGGAUACUCGGGCGUCUGGGUCUUGUUCUCUCUUCUUGGACUUCAUGGAAUUUGGAUUUAUGGCGUACGGGUGGGUCUAAGGGCAGGUUGGAGCGGCUGUCACUCAGUUAUAUUCGUAAAUCAGGAUCAUGUCCAAUGACACAGCGAGUUGAAUUUCACAAGCCUCCAUUUGUUUUGCAUCGGGAAACCGAGGUAAGAUACAAACGUCAGGUC